UUCACGAACGUCACGGGGUCGUUCGCGAUUCCGACGUUUGCUGUGCCUGCGGGCGACGAUCCGAGUGACCGCUACAUCGCAUCCCUCUUAGUCGACCUUGGUUCCGUCAACUGCGAGAACGGCAUCUUCGCUGGUAUUAACAUGGAGAUUAAGAAUGGUUCACAGUUUAUCAAUGCCUUUUGGACGAGUUUCCCUAAUGGUAGCGAUCACUUCUUCCCCAACGUUAGCUUCGCGCAGGGCGACAACAUAACGGUUUCCAUUUCCAUGACGAAUGCGACGUCGAGCACGGCGGUCAUAACCAACGAGAGCACAGACGAGAGCUCCACCGUGGCCAUUGAGACCGGCCCUAUUUGCUCGCAGGCGGAAGUAGCAUGGGCGCUAGAUGCCGAAUUGAACGAUUCCAAUGACAUCAUCCCUUUCGUCGACUUUGGCACGGUCAACAUCACUGCAUCUGCCGAGACCUCGUCAGGCCCUAUCGACAUCUCUAACGCAACCAUUAUAACCACAGUCCAGAACGGCACUACUGUUGCUUCCGCCUCGCUCGAGGGCGAGAUCGUCACUAUUGCCCUCGUCUAA
Messenger RNA from Phanerochaete carnosa HHB-10118-sp, 576 nucleotides. RefSeq lists its product as uncharacterized. The annotation marks the transcript as partial. The record is from RefSeq and is a predicted model, not a curated record. The transcript is spliced from 2 exons. Gene Ontology annotation, biological process: proteolysis. Lineage: Eukaryota; Fungi; Basidiomycota; Agaricomycetes; Polyporales; Phanerochaetaceae. Gene Ontology annotation, molecular function: glutamic-type endopeptidase activity.